Carica papaya (papaya) is the source of this 1899-nucleotide messenger RNA. The record is from RefSeq and is a predicted model, not a curated record. Lineage: Eukaryota; Viridiplantae; Streptophyta; Magnoliopsida; Brassicales; Caricaceae.
AUGGCUGAUGAUGAUAGAAGAAGCAAUGAAGAAGAACACGAGUUUGAUGAUGAUGAACUUGGAAGUGACUUGGACAGUACCUUGCUUGAUGAGGACGAUGAGGAAGAAGAUGACGAGGAGGACGAUGACGAGGAGGACGAUGAGGAGGAGGACGAUGAGGAGGAGGACGAUGAGGUGGAGGACGAAGAUGAGCAGGAUGACGCAAAUUCUCAUCCGGUGCAGAAUGAACGAAGAAGGCAGGUACCUGUACCACCAGUUCAGAACAGGGUGGUUGGUGGUGGCCAAUUAGGGCUUCAAGAUACGAAUCGUGCUCGGGUGGGUGACAAUUUACUACCGAAUUAUGAGAAUUUUGGUUCUCCUUCCAUGUUGAGCAACCCUUCAUCUCCUCUUGAUUCACCGGGUUCAAGAACAUCCACAAAUGCUCGAGAGAAUAGAGACAGGGCAAGUGACCUUUUCAUGUCAAUCUCAUUGGCAGCUAAUGUGCAUCAUGACAAGAUUCGUGAACAUGCCUUUGGAGCAAUGGAUGAGCUACUUAAAAUGGCUUCUAUUGGGGAACCAUUGUGGCAAUCUAAGUCAUUUGAUAGACCUUAUGAGAUUCUAAAUGGCUAUGAAUAUUUGCACAUAUUUGGAAGUAUUGAUGAAACUUUUAAGCAGAUUAUCAAGUUGGUCGAGGUGGGUGAUUCCAGUACUUGUGAUUUAAACUAUGAUAUGCCAUAUAGAGAAGAACCAAAGCCUAAGCCAUCUGGAAUUGAUCCCCUUCGAAUUGAAGCUUCUCGAGAUAGUGUUUUCGUCCGAAUGAAUGCUGUUAAUAUUGUUGAUUUGCUCAUGAAUGUGAAACAAUGGGCAAUCACAUUUGUCAGCAUAGUCACCAAGAGCAAUGUUUCUAGGACUUUUAUCAGCAGGAUCCGGGUGACAUGGGUUGAGCAUGUUGAAGCAGAUAACUCAUCAGUUCAUAGACUCUUUGAUACACUUGUAAACUCAGGCUUUGCAUUUUGUGCAACUCGUUGGCUUAGCUGUAUAACUCAGUAUUAUGAAGAGCUCGUUGUUUUGCUAUCUCGAAGCAACCCAGUCACAUUUGGAAUAUCUAUUGCACCAGCAGGGCAAACAAGUAUACUGAAAUUAGCAGAGAGAAUGCUGAAGUUUUUUUGCCAUGAUAUAAAUGCUUCUGCUCUAAAUCCAUGGAAAGCAUUACCCAUUGAAGGAGGUGAAGAUAUCAAAUACAUGACUAGGGUUUUUGCUCUUGGUCCAGCAAGAGAGCUCUCCUACACAGUAGCUUUCACAACUUCAGUUUAUCUUCCAUGCGCACCUAAACAAACAUUCGAUUUUCUUCGAGAUGAGAAAACUCGACCCAUGUGGGACAUGAUUUCAUAUGGACAAACAGUUGAAGAAGUUGCAUAUGUGAUGGGUACUAAUCCUUUUAACCGCGUCUCUAUCCUGCAAUCAUAUACUUCUACAAAGAGGCCUGCAAUGGUGUACUUGCAGAAGAUAUACAAACAUGAGACCGGAUCAUAUGUGAUACAUGCACCUAUGGAUCCUGUAUCUGUAGCCUUGAUGCUGAAUGGUGGUAACUCUGAUUGGAUAUCUGCUUUGCCGUCAGGGUUUGUGAUAUUACCCGAUAGGUUGUCGAUGUCGAACGAGAAGGUUGGGGGGACAAUUCUCACCCUCGUGUUUCAUAUAAUUGAUAAUUCUGGUAGGCUUGGUAAUAUACCUGCAGAAAAAGCUGAUACUAUUAAGGAAGUCAUCAUUAAAACAGUUCAUUUCAUUAAACAUGCUUUAACAACUUCUCACUCAAAUCAUCCUCCUCCUCCUCCACCACCUCCACCUUUUCCAUGGAAUCAAUUCCCGGGUGAAUCGAGCUCAAACCCACAAGCUUCCAUUGUGUGGAAACCUAGGAAAUGA